UUGUGUCGUGUAACAUUUGGCAGGUGGUAACCAUGAAUAAGAUAUUUCACGUUCGGCCAUUGAUCGUACAUUUUAUAAAUUUGUUGAUAUAUUAUUCGAAUAAACUAUUCGUGAACAUAGUUUAAUCAUGUUUUACGAAAGUGCUGGGUAUCUAAAAAAAUAAACAACAUUUGUCCAAGAUUUUUUUUUGUUUAUUGUAUUUAUUAUUUAUUAACUAGCCUAUAAUAAUUUACAAAAUAAGUAAACAUGACAAGUGCAUUGUAUUUAGAACAUUAUUUAGAUAGUUUGGAGCAUCUUCCCAUUGAAUUACAAAGGAAUUUCACCUUAAUGAGGGAUUUAGAUGCAAGAGCUCAAGGUCUUAUGAAAGAUAUUGAUAAACUAGCGGAUAAUUAUCUAAAAAAUCUUAAAAAAGAAUCAUCGGAAAAGAAGAAAGAACAAUUAAUGCACAUUCAAAGUUUGUUUAAUAAAGCUAAAGAAUAUGGAGAUGAUAAAGUUCAAUUAGCAAUACAAACAUAUGAAUUAGUGGAUAAACACAUAAGGAGAUUAGAUUCUGAUUUAGCAAGAUUUGAAGCAGAGAUUCAAGACAAAGCUUUAAAUAAUAAUAGAGUUAAAGAAGAAGGUGGAGCUAGUAAAAAAGGCAGGAAAAAAUUAAAAGAAAAAGAAAAACGUAAAAAAGGAACAGCUGGUGCUAGUAGUGAAGAUGAAUCUAAAAGCGUAAGGAAAAAACAGAAAAAAGGUGGCUCGGUUGUUUCAUCAGCAUCCACUGGAGCUGUUGGUAGUGGAGCACAAAAUGAUACUUCAGCACUUGGCCAUCCUGCUGAUGUUCUAGACAUGCCUGUUGAUCCUAAUGAACCUACUUAUUGUCUUUGUCAUCAAGUGUCAUAUGGAGAGAUGAUUGGAUGUGAUAAUCCUGAUUGCCCGAUAGAAUGGUUCCACUUUUCAUGCGUUGGAUUAACAACGAAACCUAAGGGUAAGUGGUAUUGCCCAAAGUGUACUCAAGAUCGAAAGAAAAAAUAAUUUUAUUAAUUAUGUGCAUUAAUAAAAAAA
Molecule: messenger RNA, 1047 nt
Organism: Chelonus insularis
Lineage: Eukaryota; Metazoa; Arthropoda; Insecta; Hymenoptera; Braconidae
Gene: Ing5
Product: inhibitor of growth protein 5
Exons: 3
Coding region: 247-1017 (256 amino acids)
Biological process (GO): regulation of DNA-templated transcription
Cellular component (GO): nucleus
Source: RefSeq, a predicted model, not a curated record